Moneuplotes crassus is the source of this 495-nucleotide messenger RNA. NCBI's taxonomy places the organism in Eukaryota, Ciliophora, Spirotrichea, Euplotida, Euplotidae. The record is from the annotation of a GenBank genome assembly.
CUUAUUCAUCUUCAUCAGGAUGCUUAGCUUCUGUCAGUUAUAGAUGUUUAAAUGCCUCACUAGCUAAGAGUCUCUUUUCAGGAUCAACAUCUAAAGUCUUGCUCAAGUAAUCAAAGAAGAGAGGAUUAUCAACAUUAUUCAGCCUUGCCUUAAGAUGAGUUUUCUUUGGGAUAAUCAUGUUAUAAGAGUAACCUUCUUGCUCCAUCUUCUUUCUAUGUCUCCUCUUGGCUAAUUCACUGACGUUCUGAGAAUGCAUGUUAAUACCACCUGCUUCUUGGUACAAAAUUCAUUCCAUCUGUGAAAUAGUUGAUCACAUGUUUUCCUACUCUAGUCAUGUGCUCGUGGAUAGGACUCAUGAUGCCAAUGAUUCUAGCCAGAAGGCUAUCAACUGAUUAGUUUUGGAAGAGGACAUAGCCAGUGUGAAAUUCAUCAAUGAUACAUCACAAGAUCUUUAUUGGACAUAGCUGCUGAAGCUGUUGUGGAUGAAGCAACUUG